GCAAGGGGGAGGGGAUGAUGCCAUAUAGCGCCGAGACGCUAGCGGUCCGACUUAGUCUACUCGGCAACAUCGUUCAAAAGUUAUUCUAUAUCGUAAAAUUUGUUAUUUGUUCGAGAGGUCAACGAAGUCGAGAGAAAAAUGCCGGCUCGUAAUAAAGAACAAGAAGCAGAAGUCCUCACUUGGAUCGAAAAUGUACUCGGUGAAAAACUUCCACCAGGAAAUUAUGAAGACAUUCUCAAGGAUGGCGUUGUUCUUUGCAAACUGAUUAACAAACUUGCACCUGGAUCCGUCAAAAAAAUUCAAACGAAAGGGACAAAUUUUCAGCUUAUGGAAAAUGUUCAGAGGUUCCAAGCAGCAAUCAAGGAAUAUGGAGUACCGCAGGAAGAAAUCUUCCAAACGGCAGAUCUUUUUGAGAGACGCAAUAUUCCUCAAGUGACUCUCUGUCUUUAUGCACUUGGUAGGAUCACUCAAAAGCAUCCGGAAUUCAAUGGACCGCGUUUAGGACCAAAAAUGGCAGAUGAAAAUAAAAGGAUGUUUACGGAAGAACAAUUACGUGCUAGCGAAGGUCAACUCAACCUACAGAUGGGAUUUAAUAAGGGUGCGAGCCAAGCGGGUCACGGUGGAUUUGGAAAUACUCGACAUAUGUAGAUCUAUGAAACCAGAACAGUUAUUUAUUAUUAAAUUUCGCUAUAAAUCGAUCAAUCAAAAAGGCAACGAAAAGGACAAUGAAGGAGUAGAGGCGAAACUUUUUGACACGCGUACAUUCGAUUUCACAAAUUUGCUAGUAAACAAUAAGCCAAACACUUCACAUCAAACAUUUACAUGACAACGAGCAAGAUUAAAUUGCUAUAUUUUACAUAUUCUCUAACUAAAUAUACAUAACGAUAUCUACAUCACAAGACAUACACAUUACAUAUACACAUACACGAAGAAAUAAUUUAUGGAUAAAUUAUCGAAUAUUUUAUUCAUAUUUCUUCAUUAAUAUUUUGGAUGUUUCGUAGAACGAACGUAAAGUACGAUUGAAUUUGAUGAAUAGAUGAAAGAGUCAGGAUCUUGCAACAUAUUGCUCGAAGAUUCGACACUUGCUCAAUGUUUAUUGAUAAUUAAUGAUAAUUAUUUGAUAUUAAUUACUACUGUAAAUAUAGCAGAAUAUCCAUAUAUCCA
Molecule: messenger RNA, 1164 nt
Organism: Vespa mandarinia (Asian giant hornet)
Lineage: Eukaryota; Metazoa; Arthropoda; Insecta; Hymenoptera; Vespidae
Product: myophilin
Biological process (GO): actomyosin structure organization; actin filament organization
Cellular component (GO): actin cytoskeleton
Molecular function (GO): actin filament binding
Source: RefSeq, a predicted model, not a curated record